Molecule: messenger RNA, 1917 nt
Organism: Ostertagia ostertagi
Lineage: Eukaryota; Metazoa; Nematoda; Chromadorea; Rhabditida; Trichostrongylidae
Source: the annotation of a GenBank genome assembly
AUGCCGUCAGGGAAUGCCAUGAGCUUUUUGAUGCUCAUAGCAACAGAAGUGAAUGUGCAGGGAGCAGGGCAAGCCCGUGUGCAGUUACAUAUCCAAAGAAGCAAGGAUAACGUAGUACUGCUAGGGACAAAUGCACUCCAAGCACUGAAUAUCCGCAUACAGUUGGGUGAGCCCAUAGCAGAACUGAGAACAGAGGACGGAAAUGGCGAAUGUGGUGGUACGGUGCGAGCAAUUCAUAGGCAUGUCAUCCCUGCAGGAGGGAUUUCUACAGUACCAAUCUCAGGUCUCAAGUCAGGAUUGGAUGAGUGCAUCUUUUGGUCCACCAAUGAUCGCAUUUCUUCCGGGGUGUUAAAAGCGACACAAGGAGAGGCCCUAGUAUCAGUUAGGAACAGUUCUCAAGAGCCUUGGGUUAUUCGCAAGGGUGAAACUCUGGGGAAAUGGGACAAAGGAAGCGUGGUCAACUACCUGAAUGAAAUGGUGACGCUUAUAUCUGAGUAUGAGGAUGUGUUCGCAAUCUCAGAUUUAGAGCUCACACAGACCGAUUUGUUGCAUCACAGCAUUGAUGUGGGAGAUAGUUUGCCCAUCAAGCAACGCACCCGACCUGUGCCCUAUGCUCUUCGUAGCCAGAGAGUCUGCAUUAUCACUAAAAUAUACGAGGCUGCAACCACGAUCACUAAAAUGCUCCACGUCGAUUUCAUUUGUCCAGGAGGACUUUCAAUUGAUGGACAACGGCUCCCUUGUUCCACGAAUAUGACGUGGCAUGAGAUCUCAGGAAUGCGGAAUUCCCCAAUCGACGGUCUCAUAUUCGACUGUGUGUUCAAGCUCGCUCGCGUGGCCACAAUCAUGUCGCAGACACACACAACUUCGGAGAUGCAAAUGGCCCGUAUAUUGGACGCAGAGUACGACGCAUUAUCGCCAAGUGGACUCGGAUUCGCCAUUUCAUUCUUCUCGGCGAAAUGUCUGCACGUGAUGCAGAGCAUGCAGACGAGAUACUCCACAGAACAUCAGUUCUGCGUGACACAUCCAAGUCGCACUCCUGGCGAUCCAUAUGAUUUGCCGAGUCUUUUCGACUAUGCGUGUAAUUGGGCUCGUGCACACCCAUGGACUGAAACGCUGUGGAAAGAGCUACCUCCUAAAAAGACACUGGUACUGUUGCCAUGCGACUUCAAGGAACACAUAUACUCUAUUCAGUCGCACUGCCAGCUAGUGAGAGUAUAUGCUAAACCGGAUGAUGUGAAAGAAACAUGGUGUCAGGACGAAUUCUCCGCUGUAGUAUUGUUCAGUCCCUCCAGAGCGUUCCCUAGUGCAGCAUGGGCUCAGGCGUGGCAGCUCAUGCUGGGUAUGGUCUCAGACGGAGUAGAGCUUUUCAUUUUGGGAACCCCACGAGACAAGGUGCAAUGGCCGAAAGCGAUCGACGGAUUGAGGGACAUAUGUGAGGAAACAGUUGCCCAGCGCCCUAAACUGAGUGCACGAAUCAAAUGUCUACUGAUGACAAAAUCCGAAGAACAUUCCACUCAUCACCCCUGCAACGUCGUGGAGAACAACUCUGGAUCACAUCCGCACACAUACUCGGCAAGUGAAGUGAAAAGGUUUUACGAAGCCACUCGCAACUUUUAUAUUGCUCAUGUCAGGUUGACUCCAUAUUAUAGCAUACGGACCAAGGUUGGGAGUGGAACCAAGGAUGGCCACCCUACACGGAAAUGCGAUGGAUGUGAGGAGUCACAUGUGAAACAACGGAGGUUACCACAAUGGUCUUAUAGAAGGAAAAAUCGCUUCAGACAGGCUAAUCAUCUCUGCGUCAGCCAUUCCUCCGUAGCUUACGGACAGAACUUCAAAAGUAAUUUUCGACGCUACCACAACAGAGAUUUCAACGGACAAUGGAAUCGAUCAUUGAGGAGGAACAAUCCCAGAGGCUGA